UCUAAUUGGACAGAAGAAACAGGAGGUCGAGGAAAAUGGCGGACCGGGUAAAAUGAGGAUAGUUUCAACGUAUGCUAAUAACGUCAACAUACUGCAUUCACUCCUGCAACAGAUACAGAGCAAAAAUGUUUAAAAGGGCGAAGCGAGCUAACCUGCGGCGCAGAAAUGAAUCGGACGACGAGGAUUUGGAAGAGAGCAAGGAUCAGCCUCUCCUGGCACCGACCAUGUUUGGGCCUGUGGCGGAGAUCCCGUUCAUGGGCACAUCCAACGCCGCCGAGGUCAGCCAGAGCAACGGGUUCCUGUUCAGUAGCAGCAGCAGCAGCAGCAUCAAGCCCGUGAAGAGGGAAAAGAAGAGCAAAGACACGACCCUCAGCCAGGGACCCACUGCUGUCAGCGUGUUGAGCUUUGAGGACGAAGAAGAAGGAUCGGAGGUGUUUAGAGUUAAGAAAUCCAAUCACAGCAAGAAAAUUGUAAAGCAGCUUAAAAGGGAAUACAAGGAAGACUUGCAGAAAACUGUCUCUGUGAAACAUGAGAUUAAAUCAGAAGCUCAUCCUGUGGCAGUCAUCAAAGAGGAGGUUUCCAGCCGACCUGAGAGUGACCAGGGCGAGGAGGAGAUGGAGGUGGACAGUGCUGAUGAUGUAGAGGAUGAUGUGAAGAGUGGUCCAAGAAGCAGCACUGCAGGAACAUUUAAUACACUGUCUACACUCAGCACACUGAGGCCUGGGGAAAUACCUGAUGCUGCUUUUAUUCACGCUGCAAGAAAACGUCGUCAAAUGGCUCGAGAGCUAGGUGUUGAGGCACCCCCAGUAGAACCAGAAGUUUCCAAGCGGUUAGUUCGUGAGGAGGACCAAGCUAGCGAUGAUGAUGAAGAAAAGAGGAUCCGCUUCAGUGGAGUCAAGAAUAAAACUCAACGACAAAAAAUCGCUGAAGAGAUUGGAAUUGAAGGCAGCGAUGAUGAAGCGCUAGAUACAGGUCAGGAUGAAGAGGUCAGCCGUUGGGAGCAAGAACAGAUUAGGAAAGGAAUCAGCAUACCUCAGGUUCAAACAGCUCAACCAGAGGACAGCACGGUGUAUUACCCGAGUGCAUAUGAGGGCCAGCCCUAUGGUGCAUCCUACAACAUGUCCUUUACAUAUAGUACUGCAACCCCGCAGCCUGCUCAGCCUGCUCAGCCUGGAAAAGCAGUUAUCAGGACUGAUAAUGGCACCAUGCACUAUGGAGUCCCAAGUGCUGACCACACUCCUGUAUCCAUUGAUAUGGUAAAGAAACGCCUGCAGGAAAGGCUCAGCCAAAUGCAUGCAAGCCACGAUGCAAACCGCAGCCGCUACAAACAAAUCAAGGAGGACCUGUCCUCAUCAGAGAGUGCCAUACAUGACAUGGAGGACACUUCAAAUGACAAAGCAGAUCAAUAUAAAUUCUUGCAAGAGAUGCGAGGGUAUGUUCGAGACUUGCUUGAGUGUUUCAGUGAAAAGGUACCGGCCGUCCUGGAGCUGGAGGCUGCCAUGCACCAGUUACUAAGGCAACGGGCAUCUCGACUUGUCCAGAGAAGACAGGAUGAUAUUAAAGAUGAAUCGGCGGAGUUUGCAAGCCUUUCAAGUAAAGCUGUCGUGGCUCCUAAUCUGGGCAGGGAUCGUGCUGUACUGCAAGAGCACAGUCGUCAAAGGAGGAUAGCUGAAAGAGAGGCCCGAAGAACUCGGCGGCGACAGGCGAGGGAGCAGAAUGGAAAGAGGGCGGACCACAAAGAGGGCUUGUCUUCUGAUGACGAGGAGACCACCACUGACAUCACCAGCUUCAGUAUGGAGAAAGAUCGCAUUACAAAAGAUUGUAAGAAAAUCUUUGAAGAUGUAUUGGAAGACUUUCAUUCUCUAGACUGCAUUAAAUCCCGUUUUGAAGUGUGGAGAAGAGUGUACGCAGAUUGCUACAGAGAGGCGUAUAUAGGCCUUUGUCUACCCAAGUUGUUUAACCCUUUAGUUCGCCUACAACUGAUUACAUGGAACCCACUUGAGGCUGAGUGUGCAAACUUUGAAUACAUGCUCUGGUUCGAGUCGCUUUUAUUUUAUGGCUUUGAAGAGCACAGCAUGUUAAAGAAAGAAGACGCAGACAUUGGUCUGCUGCCUGCCCUCGUCGAGAAGGUUAUCCUCUCCAAACUCACAGUGUUAGUGGAGCAGGUGUGGGAUCCUAUGUCCAGAAGUCAGACUGCAAGACUGGUGAGCUUUAUCGGGAGACUGAUGAAGGAAUACCCCACGGUCUUGCAUGGAGAGAACAAAUACACACAGGAACUGUUAAAGGCAGUUGUUUUACGUAACAGAAGAUCUAUAGAUGAAGAUCUCUUUUUACCCUUAUAUCCCAAAAACAUAAUGGACAACAAGAAUGGCAGCCCCUAUCUGUUUUACCAGAGACAGUUCUGGUCAUGUAUAAAGUUAUUAGGGAACAUCCUACUGUGGGAGGGCAUCCUGUCAACCUCAACUCUGAAGGAUAUGGCUCUGGACAGCAUAUUAAACAGAUACAUUGUGUCUGCGCUGCAGACCUCCGACUCUACAGAGGACAACAUCCUCAAGUGCCAGAAGGUGCUGGAGUUAUUGCCGAAACAGUGGUUUGUGGUGUUGAAGAGCCAGCAGACGUUGCCUCAGCUUGAGCCCUUGUCACGUUACCUUGCCCACUUGGCCAACACAUUUUAUCGCAGCAGUUUGGGGGUUUCUGAUAUAGAGCGACGCACUGCCAAAGAGCACAUCAAAGUGGUGAAGAUGUUGAGCCAAAUAAAUGCCUUGGACCAUAUUCUUCAUGUUGCAACAGAGCAAGGAGUAAAAGAAAUCAAGCAGCUUUGGGAGUGAGAGGUUAAUUGUACACUAAACUUAAGCACACUUGUUGAUGUCUAAAAAGCUCUUAAAACAUAUUUGGUUGUAAAUACUGUGAAUAGUGUAUAUUUUACCAAAACAAAACCAAUGUUGAUGAAAAGAGGCCUUGUCUGCCAGCUCUGUAGAAUUACAUGUUACAUUAUGCUGGCAACAUUAUUAAACACUUUCCAGUUCAGUUUGUUUGGACAAGGUAAAAAACAAACUAUUUUGGCUCAAUUGGGUGACCCACUGCCUGCCCAUUAAGACUGACUGCCCCUUUGUGUGUGUACAUUUCCUUAGUGUUUUAUUUGUUUGUGAAUAAAAUCAGAUUUUGAAUGAA
This is a messenger RNA of Boleophthalmus pectinirostris (great blue-spotted mudskipper), 3171 nucleotides long. RefSeq names its product PAX3 and PAX7 binding protein 1 (gene paxbp1). Gene Ontology annotation, cellular component: nucleus. Gene Ontology annotation, molecular function: DNA binding. Bases 72 to 2828 code for a protein of 918 amino acids. Lineage: Eukaryota; Metazoa; Chordata; Actinopteri; Gobiiformes; Gobiidae. The transcript has 18 exons. Gene Ontology annotation, biological process: positive regulation of transcription by RNA polymerase II; mRNA splicing, via spliceosome. The record is from RefSeq and is a predicted model, not a curated record.